AUGCCGGCCGCUCCCAAUGCCGAUCCUACGCAGCAAGGCAGCCCGUUGCCUCCCAAGAGUGUCACAUUUGAGUUGAUGUUCCCCGAAUACCGCGCGCGCUUGCCGCUUCGCGUUUCCAUAUAUCUACACGAUGCCACCGACUCCAUUGUAACAACCGUCAGAAACUUCUACGGUCUGUACGAGUCACAAGGAGUCAGCUUUGAGGAUGAGCAAGGCAACACCCUCAUCGCACGGUACGAGAACUUCCGCAACCACAUGAUCAUAUAUGUGCGUGUCCUUGAGAAUGUCAUGUCUCCCGCCCCGGGCGCCUUCGGCGCUCGCGGUUUCAACUCUCCGCCCGUCGGCGCCCAAGGCGCUGCCAAUGGCGAAGCCUUUUCACCGCAACACUAUGGGCAGCACAUCGCUCGGCCCGGUUCCGGGACAUCGCGCCUUCGCAGUCUCUCGCCGAACGGUGGGCGUGGCCGUCGCAGCGCCUCGGCGGGAAAGAACUCGGCGGCCAGCAAGAAGGGCCGGUCACGGUCGUCCAAGAACAGGGGGCACGGCUCCCAAGCAGCUGGCGAUUCCCACGGUGACAGCGUAAACGGCUAUAGCAGUGGUGACGGCGCGCCAGGCUCGAGCUCGGGUAAAACCAAGGAGCAAUUGGGGAAUACCGAGAUCAGCGUGGAGAAUAUCGUCGAAGGGGGCCGUCGCAAGCGCGCCAAGUUCGAGAGUUCGGAACUGCCCCUUUUUGCUCCUCCCCAAAUGCCGGCGGCUACUUCGAACCCUUCCGUCUCCCCGGCCCGGCGUAUCGAGCACCACCGACAAUCGCUUCCCUUUGUGCAGCCUGGGCAGAAUCCGUUUAGCAACCCUCGGCCACUGCAGUCACCGCAAAGCUACAAUAGUGGUUACGCGCAACCGGGCACGUAUGCUACUCCGAUUGGGGAUGGUCGGCGCACUCGAGGAAGCUUCGAAUAUACUCAGGGCAGUGCCGGCGUCGGCCCCGGGCAGAACACGAUGCCUACUCCCGACCCGACAGUUCAGAGCUGCAUGUCGGAAGAGGACAAAGACGUUGCCAUCCAGCUUAUGCGUUUGGGUGAAAUGUCAAACGUUUCUCACGGCCGGACUUCAGCCUCGACAUUAGAUGACACCUUCAGCGGGAGAGCGGAUGCGGCGUCGUCGACUGGCGCAACCAGCGAGGCCGAGAGUGGCAGUGAAGAAGAGAUGCCGCCUGCGCAGCGGCAAAAGCUGGACAUUAUGGGCAAUCAUAAGGUGUUUGACACGAUAGAGAGCCACUUUGCUGGCCCGCGCGAGAGCGUUGAGUCCAGCGGCGAUGAUGCCGACUAUGAAGACGGUCCCAAGGAGGGCUCAAUGGCCGCUCCGAAAAUCAAGAGCGAGAAGCCGAAGCCGAGCUCUGUGAACGGCGCCAAGCCGCGUCCGCAGCCCUUGAACAAGGUCAAGACUUCCAAGCCGGCCAGCAAGCCCAAAGUGAAGAAGAUAGCCUCCACCAUGGGGCCCAUGUCUCCGGCGUCUCUGCCGGCGUCCCGCAAGCAGUCGAUUGCGUCUAAUGGAACAUUUUCGUUGCUUCCUGGCGACGACGACAAUCCGGAUCUCUCGACCAAGCCAAGAUGCCAGCGCUGCCGCAAGAGCAAGAAGGGCUGCGACAGGCAGAGGCCAUGCGCUAGAUGCCGCGAUGCCGGGAUUCCUGCGGACCAGUGCAUCAGCGAGGAUGAGGGCAACGGGCGCAAGGGUCGAUAUGGGCGUCAUAUGGGCGUUCCCAUCAAGAUUGGCGACAUUCCAGCGCCGGGUUCCCUUUUGCCCGCUGCGCCCAUCGCAGCGACGGCGACGACUGCCGGCGCCGCCACCACAGCCGCCAUCCCCCCAACAGUAUCAGCAGCAUCUCUGCCACCUCUUGCUCCUGGCGCACUCGAUAAGAAUAAGAAGCGCAAGAGGUAG
This is a messenger RNA of Lasiosphaeria miniovina, 1932 nucleotides long. RefSeq lists its product as uncharacterized. Bases 1 to 1932 code for a protein of 643 amino acids. Gene Ontology annotation, molecular function: DNA-binding transcription factor activity, RNA polymerase II-specific; zinc ion binding. The transcript has 2 exons. The record is from RefSeq and is a predicted model, not a curated record. Gene Ontology annotation, biological process: regulation of DNA-templated transcription. Lineage: Eukaryota; Fungi; Ascomycota; Sordariomycetes; Sordariales; Lasiosphaeriaceae.